AUGGUCCGGGGAAUGGCACUUCCUCGCGUCCAUCGCCUCCAGGUCCCCAUCCUAGUCGACGCAGAGACAAACCUCAGCUAUCCUGUGAUGCUUGCCGACGCCGAAAAUCACGAUGCGACCGCCAAAAGCCUUGUUCAUUCUGCGCGGGUCGAGGCCAAGUAUAGUUCGGCCCAGUCACAGCCUCGGCGGCCCGACAUGCACGAUCGUCUUGUGCAGUUGGAAAGUCUUGUUAAAUCCUUGAUUACCAACUCUCACACUAAAAAGUCCUCUGCUGGAGCAUCUUCUGAUCCAAGCCCUCGAUCAGGGACUGGAGGCGACACUCUAGAGACCCCGACAGAUGGCCGCUCAGAAUGUGGUAGCAUGCACAUCAGCAGUUCGGGGUAUCGCUACGUUGGAGAGGACCAUUGGGCUUCGAUUUUAGACCGUAUUGCGGAUCUGAAAGACCACGUUGACUGGGAAGAGCAACAGAAGCUGGUGGCGAAUCCAGAGAAUUCCGCAUAUGAAGAAUGGGCAGGAGAUAGCUUUAACAUUCCCAUACGGCGGCCCAAGUCAGGAGGAUACGCAUUGCUUCUAUAUGGUGUUGGUCGGCCCGUUUCUCGGGAUCAAAUUCUCACUGCUCUUCCCCCGAAAGCUUCAGUUGAUCGCUAUAUCUCUCGUUAUUUCAACUACCUAGACCUCGUAUCAUCCUUUUCGGAGGCGCCUGGUUUGGAUAACGAACAUAAAUCACUUCAGAUAGACCUAUAUCGAGAGAAGGUCGUGCAGUGCCUGCUCCUGGGAAACUAUACUAACUGCGGGCCGUACGUGCUGGAAACAAUCAUUAACUACGUUUAUGCCGAAUUCUGUGUACACAGAGAUGCUCACAAGGACAUUUGGUUCCUGCUUGCGCUCGAAGUCAACCUAGCGAUGCGUAUGGGCUAUCAUCGCGACCCUAGCCAUUUCCCUGGCAUCUCACCCUUUGCAGGAGAGAUGCGGUGCAGAGUUUGGGGAAUAGUGAAAAUGGGAGAUAUUCUUAUUUCGAAUCAAAUAGGAAUGCCACGCAUGAUCUGUGAUUGGAAAUGGGAUACGGCCGAACCGCGGAAUUUGAAUGAUACGGAUUUUGACGAGGAUACAGCGGAGCUUCCACCGUCGAGGCAUGAAAAUGAACACACAAUAUCCCUCGGUCCCAUUGCACGAGGACGUAUAUUGAAGGCAUUGGGAAAGGUGACCGACCUGACGGAUUCUAUUAAACAGCCAACUUACGCUGAAGUCAUGCGUGUGGAUGGUAUCCUCGAAGAGGCUGCACGGAGUAUCCCACAGCCAUUACGAAUGAAGCCAAUAGCGGCAAGUGUGACUGAUUCUCCGCAGAUAAUCAUGUCACGUUUGUUUUUAGGCCAUUUAUUCUACAGGGGAAAGAUCAUUCUUCACCGACGAUUUCUACACAUGCACUCUCCCUCUCAAGAUAAUGAUUCUUUUGUCUAUUCGAGAAAGGCUUGCAUCGAAGCCGCUCUGGGGACCCUAGAGAUCCAAAGCGUGCUUGACGAAGAGACAUGUCCAGAAGGUCAGCUUCACACAGUACGCUUUCAGGUGACUUCGAUUAUGAAUCAUCAAUUUCUCACAGCUACAAUGAUCCUAUGCUUUAUGUUAUAUAGUGGCCAGACACAAGGGAGGGAUGACGAGAUACGAACUGCACUACAAAGAUCAAGAUCUAUCUGGAUACGAAGAAGCUCUUUUUCCAAGGAGGCACAAAAGGCCGCUGAAACUGUUAGCAUUGUUCUUACCAAAGCCGGAGGGUAUCCUGAUACAUGUACCAAUAACUGGAUGACGGAGAUUGGAGCUAUGUCAAAUAACCUCGAUGAGGGAUACGAUAAUAGUUUCAUGGUGAGCUUCAAUGGAUCGGAAAUGUUCACGGGGAGUACAUGUAUGAUCAUUAUCCUAGUCAUGACCUGGAGACCGAGCUGACCAUGCUAUAUAGGCCACCUGUUCGCCCUCCCAGAUUUUACGACAAAUCCGGCAUCGUGCAAUCCAGAUGGUGAGAAUCUAGAUAUGGACAUGGAGAAAACUAUAGAAGAGUGGACAGUUAUGAACUCAGCGGGAUUAGG
This is a messenger RNA of Talaromyces stipitatus ATCC 10500, 2078 nucleotides long. RefSeq names its product fungal specific transcription factor, putative. Gene Ontology annotation, cellular component: nucleus. Gene Ontology annotation, molecular function: zinc ion binding; DNA binding. The record is from RefSeq and is a predicted model, not a curated record. The transcript is spliced from 4 exons. The coding region runs from base 1 to 1938 and encodes 645 amino acids. Lineage: Eukaryota; Fungi; Ascomycota; Eurotiomycetes; Eurotiales; Trichocomaceae. Gene Ontology annotation, biological process: DNA-templated transcription.